AUGGUAAAUAAGGUGGUUAGUGGCCAAGAGGUUCAAGGGGCGACGGGUGGCGUUAUCGGCGUUGCGGAGGCCUAUGCACAACAUGAACAAGAGGAACUUGAGCAUAAUCAACACCAACACCAGCACCAGCACCAGCACCAGCAUCAGCAACAGCACCAGCACCAGCAACAGCAACAGCAAUCUUCAUACACUGGUGGAGGUGCAGGUAGUCGAGUGGGGAAAAAGUCUACUACUAAGAGGCGGAAAAAGGAUCGCUGUCAUUUCAGUAAGUGUGCGAGCUCAGCGUUGAAGUUUAUCGGUGACUGUCAGUUCUGUGAAGGCCAUUUUUGCUCUAAACACCGGUUAAUGGAAAACCAUUCUUGUCAUGGGUUGCGUUCUUGCAAAGAACAGAUGCAUCAGAGAAAUGCGGAUAAAUUGGCCCAGGAGCAAACAAUUGCUCCUAAAAUCCAGAUAUGA
Eremothecium cymbalariae DBVPG#7215 is the source of this 456-nucleotide messenger RNA. It is a transcript of the gene TMC1, whose product is annotated as Tmc1p. Lineage: Eukaryota; Fungi; Ascomycota; Saccharomycetes; Saccharomycetales; Saccharomycetaceae. Gene Ontology annotation, molecular function: zinc ion binding. The record is from RefSeq and is a predicted model, not a curated record. Bases 1 to 456 code for a protein of 151 amino acids. The transcript has a single exon.